This is a messenger RNA of Linderina pennispora, 180 nucleotides long. RefSeq lists its product as uncharacterized. The record is from RefSeq and is a predicted model, not a curated record. Gene Ontology annotation, molecular function: actin binding. The transcript is spliced from 2 exons. NCBI's taxonomy places the organism in Eukaryota, Fungi, Kickxellomycota, Kickxellomycetes, Kickxellales, Kickxellaceae. The coding region runs from base 1 to 180 and encodes 59 amino acids.
AUGAGCAGCUGGGACCAGUACUUUGACCACGUCACAUUUGACCAAUCGCACAUCCAAAACGGGAUCGCUGCCGCCGACCUGUCUGAACACGCUCCCGAGCACAUCAACCUAAAGUCGAGCCUCCAACCGACCAAAAAACUCGUUCCGCAACAGCCCGUGUACGAAAUCGCGUCGCUCUAA